AUUCGGCGCCGACCGGUAAAUUCCCCUCACAGCCUCUCCUCUCCAAAAAAAGGAAAAACAUCCAUACCUUUCCAUUCCUCCCCUUCUUGCCCGCUUUUAUCAACACAAUUGCAAUAAUUCAUCCGUAUAACACUGAGAUAGUGUACACUCUCUCGCGCAGUCUGGUCUGCAGACACAUCAAUCGCAAUGGCAACCCACCUCCCCGCCCGCCAAUUGUACUAUGACGGCCAGACGCAAGCCAGUACCUCGAACAAGACCUUCCCAACCAUCGACCCGUCAACCGGCGCCCACAUCGCUGAUAUCCACGAAGCCUCUCGCGCAGACAUUGAUAAGGCCGUGUCGUCCGCCGAACGCGCGUUUCCGGCAUGGUCCGCAACGCCGGCCAUCCAGCGCGCCCGCAUCCUCCAGAAAGCUGCGCAGUUGUUGCGCGAUCGUAACGACGAGAUCGCCACCGCCGAAACACAUGAUACCGGGAAGGCGUUUACGGAAACGAGCGUCGUGGAUGUCGCGACGGGUGCGGAUGUGCUCGAAUAUUUCGCGAAUUUGGUUGGUGGUGGAGGGUUGAAUGGAGAGACUACGCAGUUGAGAGAAGAUGCGUGGGUUUAUACAAAGAAAGCGCCUCUAGGAGUUUGUGCGGGGAUUGGUGCUUGGAAUUACCCUAUUCAGAUCGCGCUCUGGAAAUCAGCGCCCUGUCUCGCCGCUGGCAACACCAUGGUCUACAAACCCAGCGAAUUCACCUCCCUGCACGGCGAAACCCUCGCCAAAAUCUACACCGAAGCCGGUGUCCCCGCCGGCGUUUUCAAUGUCGUCCACGGCGCUGGUGACGUGGGCGCGUACCUAACCGCUCACCCUUCCAUCGCGAAAGUCUCAUUCACGGGCCAAGUAGCUACCGGCAAAAAGGUUGCUGGGAGUGCCUCCGGCAGCAUGAAAUACGUCACCAUGGAACUCGGGGGAAAAUCGCCUCUGAUAGUUCUCUCCGACGCGGAUCUCGAGACCGCCGUUGACGGUGCCAUGAUGGCGAAUUUCUAUAGUACAGGCCAGGUAUGCACGAACGGGACACGGGUGUUUAUCCCCAGGGCCAUGAAGGCCGCCUUCGAGAAGCGGUUGUUGGAGAAAAUGCAAUAUGUGCGGGCUGGCCCCGUCAUGGACCCGGCGACAAACUUCGGUCCUCUCGUUUCACGCGUCCACCGCGACAAAGUCACUGGGUAUAUCAAGCACGGCAUCGAGACGGACCGCGCAAAGCUACUUUACGGCGGAGUUGGCCAGCCUGCAAAUCUCACCCCUGAAUUAAAAAAGGGGUACUGGGUCAAACCGACGAUUUUCACGGAUUGCACGGAUGAUAUGAAGAUCGUCAAGGAGGAGAUUUUCGGGCCCGUGCUAUCUAUUCUCACGUACGAUACUGUUGAGGAGGCAGUUCGACGAGCGAAUGCCACGGAACUGGGGCUUGCAGCAGGCAUAUUUACGAAGGAUUUGAAUUUGGCACAUCGCAUUAUUGACCAGUUACAAGCCGGGAUUACGUGGGUGAACUCAUGGGGAGAGUCGCCGGCGGAAAUGAGUGUGGGGGGAUGGAAGCAAAGUGGUGUUGGAGUCGAGAAUGGGAGGAGAGGGAUCGAGGCGUGGGUGCGCAAUAAGAGUACGCUGGUUGAUAUGAAUGGGUCGGUGGCUACUGCAUUUGCCAAGCUAUGAACACUACAACGUGUAAAAUAAAGAUGUAAACAAUGAAAGGAAAAAUGCUAU
Molecule: messenger RNA, 1737 nt
Organism: Talaromyces proteolyticus
Lineage: Eukaryota; Fungi; Ascomycota; Eurotiomycetes; Eurotiales; Trichocomaceae
Product: putative betaine aldehyde dehydrogenase
Exons: 2
Coding region: 187-1686 (499 amino acids)
Molecular function (GO): aldehyde dehydrogenase (NAD+) activity
Source: RefSeq, a predicted model, not a curated record